AUUGCAAAUGUUAUGGGGGAAAAAAUGUCCAGGACAUUGUCUGCAAGAAUAGUCACGUUGUGUGCGUCAAACAGGAAUAUAACAGAUGGAGCUGAUAUUUGACCAUAUGGUGUUGGGAGCCUCAGUCCCAUAACAACGGACUCUACCAGACAGGGGCACAGGGACUCCCAUCUAAAUAAGUCUGUAGUUUUAAACAUUUUACUCUACUGUUGUGUGGGAAAAGUCUACAGAAAAUUGAAGCACAGACAAAUAUUCGUGAAGGAUGUGUAUUUGCCGUGUAAAAUGAGAAAUGCAUGAAGGAACAAAUCAAUUUAUACUUGGUUUCUCCCUCUUUAUGGUCCAAGAGCUUGUGUUGCCAGCCCUAGUAACAUUACGCUCCGAGGACGUCUUGCUCAGGCCUAGGUCCAGCAAAUGCUCUUCACCGUGAUUCCUUGAGGUCUGAUUAUCCCGGAUACCAAGGGAAAUGGAGGAGGCUACUCAAGUCGGAGUGGUCAGGGACUCCAUGCGGGUUAAUCCUCUUUUAAUUAGGCCCACGCUGGGAAAGACUCGAUCGAAAGGGUCGUCGUUUCCGGGACCUGACUUCGUGUACGGAGCUGUGACAACCGUCAACGAUGGCGGGGUCGCUGAAGCCAUCUCCCACUGGCGCACGGCUGCCUCCCGCAGCAGCGGCUCGGGGGCUCGCACCCGGCGCGUGGAAAAGAAUUUUGUGGCAUUGAACCGGGAGGGGGUCAAGUCGGGCCUGGUUACAGCCAAAGAGCAUUACCAGUACCGCUCUACCCACGACAUCAGGCUCGUCCCUUCCAAGGGGAGUUCUCGGAGUGCAGCUCACCCACGGUUUCCCCCCGACGUGACCUUUGGCAUGUCCACACGCACCUCCAACCCAGUCUGGGAGCUCCUGCAGUACAGGUUUGCCCAAAGCUGGCUGGAGGAGCAGCAGGCACAGGAUAGGAUGCUGCUAGAGAGACGGCACAAGAAGAGCCAACUGGGUCAAAUCCGCGAGACACGCACCACGCUGCUCAGAAAGUGUCAGCCCACGGCCGAGCCCUCCGCCCUGUGGAAGAUACCCCGCUUCCAGAAGGUGGGACCUGCGCUGGAUACCUUCCGUGAUCCUGAAGCUCGGAAGAGAGCCUUCAAAGCCCACUUCUCAGAUUCCGUGGCACGACGGGGACAGCUUGGCCAAGGCACCUACAAUGUCAAUUAAAGCGGCGCAGUCAGAGAGAAAGGCAGGGAAAGAGGACACGAGGUCAAAUAUAUUUGUAUAAACUUUUUGUAGAAUAGAUCAAUA
This is a messenger RNA of Scleropages formosus (Asian bonytongue), 1285 nucleotides long. It is a transcript of the gene cfap77, whose product is annotated as cilia and flagella associated protein 77. The transcript is spliced from 8 exons. NCBI's taxonomy places the organism in Eukaryota, Metazoa, Chordata, Actinopteri, Osteoglossiformes, Osteoglossidae. The coding region runs from base 464 to 1201 and encodes 245 amino acids. The record is from RefSeq and is a predicted model, not a curated record.